UGCCGAAAAGCAUCAUGUUCACUAUUCUUACGUGGCAGUAUAUCUUGCCGCCUUUACAAUACGUGUAAGAACCCUAAUUAAAUGCAGAAAAUUCUGCUGCUCUACCGUCUUUGGCUUUUCCUUAUUUUAAGAGCCCCAAAUUAACAGUAGUCUCUCAAUUGUAUAUUCGUCUUUUCAACUCUGCUUUGUUCUUUGAAAAAUGGCUGACAUACGUGAUAAACAUGGCAAUCCAAUUCAGCUUGCGGAUCAACAUGGGAAACCUGUUCAACUAACUGAUGAGUACGGCAAUCCUGUGCAUCUUACUGCCGUCGCUACCACUACUGGUGGCGAAACUGGGCUUGCGUAUGGUGGAGCUACCACCGCCGCUGCCGGUAUUGUUCAUGUUAUUGGGGUCGGCGGAAUUGGCAUGGCCCAUAAAUAUGAAGAGCACCACGCUUUACAUGGUACAACUGGGCUCGGCGAAGCCGGCAUGGGUGGCCAGACACAUGAGCAGCAGCACCACCAGCAGCUGCACGAGCAGCUUCACCGUUCCGGCAGUUCUAGCUCCAGCUCGUCGGAGGACGACGGGCAAGGUGGGAGGAGGAAGAAGAACGGAUUGAGACAGAAAAUAAAGAAGACGUUGACAGGUGGGAAGCACGGAGACAAGGAUGAAGCCGCCCACAGCGCCACCACUACGGUGGGCAGUGCAACGUCAACUACUACUGCACCGGUGCACGAGAAGAGCAUGAUGGAGAAGAUCAAGGAGAAAAUACCUGGCCAUCACCACUAGAAAAAUAUAGAUUUUCUGUGAUUAAAUAUAUUUAUGUUUGUUUGCAGACACAAGUUAUGAAGUAGCUAGACAUUGUAUUUACAUACGCUUCACAUAGAUGUUGAUUAUGGAUGCUAUUUGUGCUUCUUCUUCCUUUUUAAA
Molecule: messenger RNA, 910 nt
Organism: Olea europaea var. sylvestris
Lineage: Eukaryota; Viridiplantae; Streptophyta; Magnoliopsida; Lamiales; Oleaceae
Product: late embryogenesis abundant protein-like
Exons: 2
Coding region: 200-769 (189 amino acids)
Biological process (GO): response to water
Source: RefSeq, a predicted model, not a curated record